Molecule: messenger RNA, 186 nt
Organism: Gongylonema pulchrum
Lineage: Eukaryota; Metazoa; Nematoda; Chromadorea; Rhabditida; Gongylonematidae
Source: the annotation of a GenBank genome assembly
AUGAAAUCGUCAGCAGCUGUGAUUGCUCAGUCACUGAGUGAAUUCGGUCGCUGUCUAAAAGAUACAGAAUUGCCGAACGAUGUUGAAACAACGGCGCGAAUUUUGGAAAUCCAGACCGCUGAGAGGGAUGCCAUCAAGGAAGAUUUUCGCAUAUCAAUACGGAAAGGCUUAUCGUUACUGAGGCAU